AGUCAGCGUGCUGUUGAGCAUAUAAAUCAGGCUCCUAGCCCUCACUCGACUGACUAGCAUGGCAAAUUAGUCACUGCAACACUCUCGCCCAGAACUGUUUUAUUUGUCUUGAUACCUCCCUCACUAUGGCGCCAGCCCAGACCCAAGACACACCAGAGAAUACUCAAAAGAGUUCUGAUCUCUUGGAGCGUUCCAAGGGUGAAUCAGUACUCACAGAUAAAGACCGAAAGGCCCUCGUCUUCACAGACAAGCACAGUUCUCCAGAUGUCUACGUCAACGCCAGCAAAGACACUCUGUGGCAUCCAUGGACAGGAACGCUAGAGCUCAAGCCUCUUCGGUUUGAAACGAGAUCUGGUAGUUUCGUCAUUGGACUGAGAACGCCUGUCGAUUGCUGGCUCGGAAAGCACAGGCAUCGAGGUACAGUCACAGCUGUUACACUUUCUGGAAAUUGGAGAUACAAGGAGUACGACUGGGUAGCUGGACCUGGGGACUAUGUUGUUGAAAACCCAGGCACUAUUCAUACGCUGUUUAUGGGUGCUGGCGCCGAGGUGGUGUUUACUAUUACCGGAAGCCUCGAGUUCUUUAAUGAUGAUGAUAGCUUGAGGGAGACAAUGGAUAUCUUUAGUUUCGCGGAGCUUUAUUAUGACCAUUGCAAAGAGAAAGGUGUCGAGCCAAACGAGAAACUAUGGUACUGAACAUCAACCUGGACUUUUGGGUCAAUUGGACGUUGUCAAUUUUCAGUUCAUAUCGCUAGCCAUUUCGAUAACCGUCCUUGUUACUGAUUCGAGGAAUAUACUUCUGGUUUAACAAAA
Fusarium verticillioides 7600 is the source of this 812-nucleotide messenger RNA. RefSeq lists its product as hypothetical. Bases 126 to 695 code for a protein of 189 amino acids. Lineage: Eukaryota; Fungi; Ascomycota; Sordariomycetes; Hypocreales; Nectriaceae. The transcript has 2 exons. The record is from RefSeq and is a predicted model, not a curated record.